Miscanthus lutarioriparius is the source of this 2043-nucleotide messenger RNA. NCBI's taxonomy places the organism in Eukaryota, Viridiplantae, Streptophyta, Magnoliopsida, Poales, Poaceae. The record is from the annotation of a GenBank genome assembly.
AUGGGGAGUGUGGAGCAGCUCUUGGGAGGAAAUGCAACGUCAAUAACCUUGUUGCAUUAUCAGCUGAUAGAUCUGUGGAGAAGUCCUAGGGGGACAGUGCUCCGUAUUGAGGCAUUAGCACUUGUGGCGAUUGCCCUCUCCUUCUUCCUUGCUAUCUUUGGGUCUUGCCGCCGUUGGUCCAAUCGCUGGAUCAUCCAAAAGGGCUUUCUGGCUGCACAAGUGUUAUCUAUAUCUCUUGGGACUUACAGCAUUGGCCUAAUGCAGUCUUCAUCGGUGAAGAGCGAGAUGUAUCCCAUAUGGGCUGUGUCCUUAUUCGCCCUCAUUGGCUGUGUCGACCCAGUCACAAGCUACAAUGGCCUUGACUACAAGAGCCCACUCUCGAGGAUGAUAUUUCAGCUUUGCCUCUACUGUGGAUAUGUCCUGCUGAUGAGCGUCUCAAACAUCUCCGGUGUUGUUGGUUUUCAAGAACCAUCUGCUUUAGCAGGUGCAGCUGGUGGUAGUAUACUUCGAGUCAAUUUACCCCUUCCUGCUGACGAGUUGGUUGACGACUACGCUACUGAAAUGGGGCAAAAAAGGUAUGAUUUGGGAGUACAGCAGGCUGAUCGGCUCAUAGACUUUAAGAGGGUCUUGAAGGCGAUUGAGGUUGAGUUGGCUUUCCUGUACGAGGUCUUCUUCACGAGCAAUGAGUUUCUUCACUACUAUGAAGCGAAAACCUCUGCCUUCUGGGCCUUUGCUUCAUUCACUGGGAUAUGUUUUGUAGGCAUAGCCACUGCCAUUCCUGGGACAAUGACCAGCCGCCACCGUAUUGUUACCUCUGCCAUUGGUCAUGCUGGUGUUGCUGGCACUGUCAUCGUCGUCGACACCACAACAGCUUAUCUGAUCAUCACUCUUGUCAUAUUGGUAUCCCUUGCUCUCCUGCAAUUGGUGCAGUUGAUGCAGUUCUGGGCAUCAAAUUGGGCGACAGUCACCGUUGCCUGCGAGUACUCCAGAAACAGGAAGAAGCAGAAAUGGGAGCUUACAGGAGAUGGGCCGAGUCCACAUAGCCGCGAGCAAAUCAGGUCAAACAUUAAAAAGAGGCAAAUCAGCUGGUGGAUGAGAUUGAAACUGUUUCUAGUUACCAGGAUGAAUUGGUCUGACAAGUACCUCUGGCAAUACAUUGGACAGGUGCUCCGGGAAUUGUGGGUGUGUGACACCAGCGCAGGAGCCAACGUUAGGUUGCACGAUGAUGUGAAGGCAUCCAUUACUGAUUUCCUGGGUCAGAUCAAGGGCAGAAGGAUAGGGAAGGAUUGGUCAUCCUUGUUUACUGACAAUGGACUAGACGCAUCCUACCUUCCCUAUAACAUUGCGCCUUCCUUGUGGAAACCUGCCAAGGAGUUCACGCGUCGUGUCAUGAUGUGGCACAUUGCGACAAGCUACUGUGAACUAGCAGAGCGGCAGGAUGGAAGCGCAGGAGGCGGCGGCGGCGGAGGAGGAGAGAACAGUGACAACAGAGAGAAGAAUCGGCGUGUGGCCAUCGCUCUGUCCAAGUAUUGCGCCUACUUGGUGGUGUCGGCGCCAGAGUUGCCCCCCGGGACAUGCAAGGAAACAAAGGAGGAGUUCAAUUAUGUUGCAGAAUAUUCAAGAGAAGCAAUGCAAAGGAACAGGCGCAAUAAACUGGAGGCGAUGCAUGUAUCAGCAGGCGAUGGAGUACCGAGUCAAUACGACACCUUUCAGAUGGGCGUGUACUUGGGGAAGCGGCUUCGCAACGAGACGCCAGCGCUGCCCCAGGGGAGGGAGAGCACACGGCGGCCCUGCUCCACCGACCCCUGGAAGGUGCUGGCGCUCCUAUGGGUGCAGACGUUGCUCUACGCCACGCCGUAUGGCGAUGUGAAGAGCCACAUGCAGCGUCUCUCGCAGGGCGGCGAGUUCAUCACCCACCUCUGGGCUCUGCUCUACCACAUCGGCAUCGACAGCUGGGAAGUUGCUGCGGCAGAGAUGAGUGAAGCACACCACGGCCAAGGAGAGACAAGGGGAGAAGAAAUUGAAGAGAUUCUCAUUGACUAA